CAGAGAAGAGAGCAUGGGUCUCCCGCACAUCACAUCGUUCUGCUGGUGCAUGGGCCUGGAGAGCGGCGCUAAGGUCGUCGGCGCCAUGCAUUUGAUCGCCUCAGGCUGUCUCUUAGUUGUGACGUCGCUAAUGGCGCACGACGCUGGCUCCUACAUGGGCACCAUCGAGGACGAGGGAGACCACAUCUACUCCAUCUGGUACCGGGUCGCUAUAGGCGCGGCCGUGCUGUCCACGGUACACGUGCUACUGGCGCUGGCCUUGUUAUACGCUGUGUUUAAGCGUCACAUGACGAUCCUCCGCGCGUACGUGUACAUCAUGUGCAUACUGUACGUGUGCGCUCUGCUGUACGUCAUCAUAACGGCGGCGAUGCGCGGCCCGAGAGACUCGGGCUCCGACGUGUUCCUCGCCUUCUUGGAGGCUGUGCUGGCCUUUGGUUUCCUGGCGUACUGCAUCCUGUGCGUCCGCAGCUACUACCUGAUGCUGCGCAGCGCAGACGACAUGGAAGGACCUAACAAGGCUUACUAGGUCACUCACA
Messenger RNA from Cydia amplana, 536 nucleotides. RefSeq lists its product as uncharacterized. Bases 14 to 526 code for a protein of 170 amino acids. The transcript is spliced from 4 exons. Lineage: Eukaryota; Metazoa; Arthropoda; Insecta; Lepidoptera; Tortricidae. The record is from RefSeq and is a predicted model, not a curated record.